AUGGUCAAGAAUCACCCCUCCUACGCUGACAUGGUUUAUGUGAGUCGUCUUGCCACACGCCCCAUGACGUUCAAGUCCGAUCGAUCAAGCGGGUGCCACAACUUACAGGGCCCCCACUUGAAAUCGGGUUUCGACGCGACGUGGUCGAUCGGUUCGGUGCUGACUGACUUGGGGGGGGGAGCGGGGGGGGGCAAGAUCUCAACAUCUCGUUUUUGGUUUUUGGUUUUUGGUCCUACAGGAAGCGUUCGCGAAUGUGGAUCGACAGUGAGUACCUGAUCGGCGGCGGACGUUGGAUUUUGACAUCGCGCGCCUUUUGACGCGACUGCCGAACCGAACCGAACGGCUGACAGGCGCGAGGACCUUCUUCUUUCCUCUUUUUUGUUUUUUUCAGUACCAAAUUGGCUCACGUCAAGAUCAAAAAAUACGUUCAAGAAGCGUACGAGAUCGAUAUGACCAAAACGGGUUGCAAGAACGCGCUCAAGAGGGCUUUAGAGGUCAGUUGUCAGUGAAUGCGGGCAAGGCAACGGUCUUCGUCGAAUCCCCGCUGCGUUGCUUGAGGGGGGUUAAGUUGUUCGGUAGUUCAUACCCUGGAUAUUUUUUAUACAGCAUGCGGUUGAUGAAGGGAUUUUGCAAUUGGUGAGUUGGUCGAGAGGUAGGUUAAACGAUUGCGGGAAAGUUCGGGGAAUGAUUCAACGUUACCGUGAGUCGUUGGGGUGCGGGGGGUCGGGGGGGCUUUCCCGUCAAUCAAUAGAUCGGAGCGUCGUACAAGAUGACCGCAACCGGUCUUCAACACCUCCAAGGAGCUAGGUCCUCGUCCGAAACGGAUCCCAAGAAGCGCAAGGAACGAAUGGUCAAGAAACCGGCGGUGAAAAAAUCGACGACGAGGACCAAGACGGGUGGUGCGGCGGCGAGUAAGAAGAUGAUGACAGGUCGCGUUAAGGCUGGGGCUCUUGCGGCGUCGAAGAAGAAGACGACGAACGGGACGACGACGAAGAUGAAUGGAUCAGCAAUGAUCAAGGUCAAGACUCAAGUCAAGACUAGUGAGGAUGCGGAGGCGAAGAACAAGUUGACGACGACGUCGAAAGUGCCAGCUGAAGGGCCCCUUUCUUCGGACGAACGACCACCUGCGGACGGCGAGGAACCGCAGACCGAGACGGAGCCUGAAGAGGAUGAGGAUGGCGAGUUGCCUAACCCUCACGUGGGAGGUCUAGAGGCGAGGGUCGCGGUUGGGGGAAAGGAUGAGGAACAGGUAACGCCGGAGAAGAACAAGAUCAAUGGUCGUGGAUCGGGCGGGCUUGAUGUAGGGCAGGGGCCGGGGGCGCCGAGGAAGAGGUCGGCUCACGGAGGAGAUUGA
Messenger RNA from Microbotryum saponariae, 1354 nucleotides. Lineage: Eukaryota; Fungi; Basidiomycota; Microbotryomycetes; Microbotryales; Microbotryaceae. The record is from the annotation of a GenBank genome assembly.